AUGAAUUGGUUGUAAUAAUAAAAAGAUGAACAUGAAAGCAUUUUUAAUAAUGGAGAACACUUUUGGUUACCAACCAAAAUGCAAGAAAACCAGUUAAAUCUAAUUUUCUUAGGCAAGGCAUUUCAAAAACAAGUUAAAUCUAGAAAGUGGGGAGUUGUACAUUUAGAAUUAUAUGUUGGCAAAUUGGUAAAAAAUUGCAAAUAUUUAAAAGAGAUUAAAUAUUCUGAAUCCUCAUUUCAACCUUAUAAGCACGGGUUUAGAUUACAUUAAGGUAAACAUAGAGCAGAAUUCUUUACAGAAAGUCAAGAUUAUUAUGAAAAAUGGCAAUCUGCUUUGAAAGAUAUUGUAUUCUAACCAAAUUUAACAAAAAAUACAAACUUAUUUGCAAACAUAAUUAAACCAGCCUUAUCCAGCUUGUACAUAUAAAGCGGAACGAAAUUCUGA
Molecule: messenger RNA, 444 nt
Organism: Paramecium tetraurelia
Lineage: Eukaryota; Ciliophora; Oligohymenophorea; Peniculida; Parameciidae
Exons: 2
Source: RefSeq, a predicted model, not a curated record